Gekko japonicus is the source of this 729-nucleotide messenger RNA. It is a transcript of the gene JMJD8, whose product is annotated as jumonji domain containing 8. The record is from RefSeq and is a predicted model, not a curated record. Gene Ontology annotation, cellular component: cytoplasm. Lineage: Eukaryota; Metazoa; Chordata; Lepidosauria; Squamata; Gekkonidae. The annotation marks the transcript as partial. The transcript has 8 exons.
AUGGGCCCGAGAGAGCCAUUUUUCCUGCUGUCGCUUAUACUGAAGUGUUUCCUGGCGUUUCCUGAAGUUCUGGCAUCCCUGGAAUCCGAUGGAGGCUGGUUGACCAGCCAGCACGCCGCUCUACUGGAGGAGGACAGCUGCACAGUGGAGAGAAGAGACGCCACCCUCACUUACGCCCAGUUCAUUGAGCAGUAUGCCUUCGCCAGGCCAGUUAUUCUCCAGGGAAUAACCAACAAUACGGAAUUCCAGGAGUGCUGCACGAAGGCGAAGCUACUGGCCAGGUUCGGAGACCACCUGGUCCGCCUCAGCACCGCCAACACCUACUCGUACCGCAAAGUCGACCUGCCCUUCCAAGAUUAUGUGGAUCAAUUGCUGGAACCGCAGGACCUGGCCUCUCUGGGGAGUGAAACGCUGUACUUCUUUGGCGACAAUAACUAUACCGAGUGGGGGCCUCUCUUCCAGAAGUACCGGCCCCCUCCAUUCCGGCUCCCAGGCACGACUGCAGCGUACAGUUUUGGGAUUGCUGGUUCUGGCUCAGGGGUGCCUUUCCAUUGGCACGGCCCAGGAUAUUCCGAGGUGAUCUUUGGCAGAAAGCGCUGGUUUCUGUAUCCCCCGGAGAAAACGCCAGAGUUCCAUCCCAACAAGACUACUCUGUCUUGGCUGCUGGACACGUACCCUUUCCUGCCCCCCUGGGAGAGGCCAAUCGAAUGCACCAUUCACCCCGGAGAG